This is a messenger RNA of Ylistrum balloti, 6564 nucleotides long. RefSeq names its product beta-arrestin-1-like. Gene Ontology annotation, biological process: G protein-coupled receptor internalization; signal transduction. Gene Ontology annotation, molecular function: G protein-coupled receptor binding. Gene Ontology annotation, cellular component: cytoplasm. The transcript has 13 exons. NCBI's taxonomy places the organism in Eukaryota, Metazoa, Mollusca, Bivalvia, Pectinida, Pectinidae. Bases 519 to 1811 code for a protein of 430 amino acids. The record is from RefSeq and is a predicted model, not a curated record.
AUCCGCUAAAUGACAUGGUAUGGAUACAGAAAUAAUAUAGUGUGUACAAAUCUGUGAUAAAUGAUAAGAAAAGUUCGGGUAGUUUGGAAUCUGUAGAACGAAUCUCCGCCUGGGAUUAUAGGUAUUCGUACAUUAGCAACAACCUCUGAAGGACGCCAUCACAGGGAGAGUGAGCUACCGAGCAGAUCGAGGCCUUCGUCCGCCAUCAUCAUAAUAUACCAUCACAUCUCUCUCUAGCUCUUCCAUGUUGUGUUACUCACAACAGGUCGUUCUCUCCGACACUCGGAUCUACGGCCAACCGUGCAUCGUAUAAGCAUCGUCCGCCAUAUCAGGAACACGUAUUUGUUUACAUUAGAGGUGUACACAUUAUGCGAACGAAAACGAAUGAGAAUGUAUGACGGCGGGCUUGUAAUCGUUUAAUGUUAGUGAAUAUUGACAGUUGACUCUCCUCUCACAAUCCAACACCCCCACACCCGACGGGAGAAACCCGUAGCUCGUGCAAUACGUUCGAUCCCCUAAUGGCCAGUUCAGGAGAAACCCCGAAUGACUGUCAAGAAGAGUCGUUGAGGCAGAAACAAGGAACCAGGGUGUUUAAAAAGAGCAGUCCCAAUGGAAAGAUAACAGCCUACCUCGGAAAGAGAGAUUUCAUAGACCACUUGACACACAUAGACCCAGUAGAUGGCGUUAUAUUGGUGGAUCCCGAGUACCUCAAGGAACGCAAGGUAUUUGCACAUAUCCUUGCUGCAUUCCGUUAUGGUCGAGAAGAUCUGGAUGUGUUAGGUCUGACCUUCCGUAAAGAUCUUUACCUGGCCUCGGUGCAGGUGUACCCACCAGGAAAGGACCAAGAGAAACCUCUGACACGGCUCCAGGAACGCCUCAUAAAAAAGCUGGGCCCAAAUGCUUAUCCGUUCUUUUUUGAGCUGCCACCAAACGCACCUGCCUCUGUGACUCUACAGCCGGCCCCUGGAGAUACAGGCAAGCCCUGCGGUGUCGAUUACGAAUUGAAGACCUAUGUAGCAGAGAAUGCAGAAGAAAAGCCACACAAGAGGAAUUCAGUUCGUCUAGCGAUAAGGAAGCUGACAUAUGCUCCCGUGGAACCAGCCCCACAACCUAGCGCUGAGGCUACCAAAGACUUUAUGAUGAGUCCUGGUAAUAUCAAGCUUGAGGCCUCUCUAGACAAAGAAAAAUACUAUCAUGGUGAAAAUAUUGCUGUCAAUGUUCUUGUGGAUAACAAUACCAACAAGACGGUGAAGAAAAUAAAGAUUUCAGUACGACAGUUUGCUGAUAUUUGUUUGUUCUCAACUGCGCAGUAUAAAUGCACAGUAGCAGACAUGGAAAGCGAAGAAGGCUUUCCUAUCCAACCUAGUCAAACUGGUUUCUGUAAAGUUUACCACUGUACGCCCCUCCUAACCAACAACAGGGAUAAACGUGGCCUCGCACUAGAUGGCAAACUCAAACAUGAGGACACCAACUUAGCCUCCUCCACUAUAAUGGGAGAUUCUAGUCAAAAAGAAAACCUUGGCAUUGUUGUCUCCUACAAAGUCAAGGUCAGGUUAAUUCUUGGAUUUGGUUCAGGGGACUUGUCGGUGGAGCUGCCGUUUACCCUGACACAUCCCAAACCUCCUGAGUCCCCACCCGCUUCUCGCCCAGUCAGUCUCUCUCAACAGGAUGGCGGAAAGGACGCACCUGUCGACACUAAUCUCAUCCAACUGGACACUAAUGGUGUACGAAGUGGUGACGAUGAUUUCAUCUUUGAAGAUUUUGCUCGUUUGCGACUGAAGGGGCAUGAUGGGGACGAUACGGAGGCUUAGCAUUACAUAUAUGUGUUCAGUGUAUCAUUUCUACAUGGACUGAGAAAUUGAAGGAGUUAUCCCCCUUGACUGCUCUUCAAAAUCAAACAUGAGAUCUAUAUGAAGAAACGAAAUCAGGAAAGUGAUGUCAGAUUUGUAAAGGUUCUUUUUUCCCUCUGUGUCAAAGUUUCACAGAUACACAUACAGUUUUCAAAGGUUAUAAAAUACAUUUUUCUGCUGUUUUAUGAAUGUAGAAUGAUAUAUCACAGUUUUAUGUGAAAUGCAACACUUGCUAAAAUGGAAUCAGUGUUCAUGAAAAUGUCAUCUAUGAAAAUGGUGAGAAAAAUACGAAAAAAGAAUCUGUAUAAAGACGGUAAAUGUGAUUUUAUCUAUCCUAAAGUACCAUGUAACGUUUUUGGUAUUCUUUCCAUAUGUUUUGUGUAUAAAGGUAUUUUAUGCAAUGAACAUGUGAUCCGUUGGGGGAAAAGUCAGUUUUCUGGAAUGGACACUUUUUUAUGUGAAGUUUUUUUUAAAGACUGAGUGAAUCCAGAAUGUUGAAGAGGAACGGGGGCAGUUCUGGCUGUUGCCACCUCGUCAGUUUUGGUAGUUACUGCUAGGAAAAUAUUGGCUGUAAAACGGAAAAUCAUCAUCACGGGAAGUCUUGUAAUGUAAAGGAGAUUGUAUGUGAAUGUUUGACAGAAACUAGUUAUAGUUUCACAGUUAUCAUCAAAUUUGAAGCAUCUUACAGCAUCUGUGGUAUGGAAUAUUAGGCUUUACAACUAAAUCUGCAAUAAUUAUGGACUGUAAUCUCCAUUAACAGAAUCUCGUUUCAAAAAAAAGUUUUUAUAUGUUAUGUUUGGAUAAAUUAAUUGAUAUUUUUACAAAACGAUUUUCAUCAUAUAUUUAUUAUGAUCGGUCAAAUUAUAACUGUCUACAGCCUGUUAUUCGCUGACAGUAUUUAACAGUAUCAGUAAAGGGAUUAAAUCGGUACAAACUAACAACUAAAUCUAUGUUAGAAAAGUCUAGAAUGAUCUACAAGACAUUCGUUUUUAUCUUUUAUCAUAAGCAUGAUGCCUCACAAUUAGAUACAGUUAGAUCUCAUUGGAUUGGUGGACUUUUUCAAAAAGAAUUUUAGAUUUUUUUUCAAAAAUCUCAAAUUAGGUUAAAAACAAAUGAAAGUGGCUUUGAAAUAUUUUCAGGUAACAUUUUGUAUGCUUAUAAGUCUACCAUCUGGCUCACUAAAUGAUGGGCUAUUCAAAUUGUUCUGUAUGGUCUAUCGUCCGUCUAUCUUUCAAAAAACGGAUGGAUUUUUCUGAAAUUUCAUAUGAAUGUUCUUCCUGGUCCAGUGUUGUGGCCAUUUGGGUUGAUCAGAUAGAAAAAUACUCAAAAUCAAUCUGUUAAACAAAAUCGGUGAUAGGUGGCCAUCUUGGAUUUUGAUAAUGAAAGUUGUUUAUCACUCUUUGAUGACAAAUACCUGAUGAAUCUUUCUCGAAGCUAUAUGUGGUCUCUAGUUGCAGACUUUUGAUUUUUGAACUGUUGAAAAAAAAAAAUUAUGUAACUAAGAGUAUGAGUAGAGAAAAGCAUAGAAAACGGUAAAAUCCCACUUUUCAAAAAACAAAUAAAGAUCAAACAAGGGUCAUAAAUAAUCUGUUAUGAAAUCAUUAUUUUUUAUUAGGAAAAUUUGAUGAUAAUUGUGAAACUGAGACUUGUCCACAAUAAGUGGUUUAGAGGGUAUCGUUUCCAUAGCACCACGCUUUGUAUCCAAUGAUAUAAGUGUCAUUUAUAUGUAUAUGUAUGUAGUGGUGAUUACCAGGGUCCUCAGACAGUAGAACCAACGUAGUUAUUUGUAAACAACCCAUGAAACAAAUCAAUGUUGUAUAUGAUGCUAAAGUGUAACUCCAUGUUGUGGGCUCUCCGCUGUUACUUUACUGUGGUUGUCUCCCUUUUGUGAACUCUCAGGGCAUCCAGAGAUUUGUUUUAGUACAUGCUAAAAGGACCAAAUUCAAGCGUUCAGAAAAACUCCCGUAUAGAUUAAGAUUGAGACAUCUUAACACAGAUAUACUUAUGUAAAAUAAAGGGUUUUCUGUAGACCUCACAUAUAUGUUCAUUUUACUGUAAUUAUCUUAUUUUAAACCCGCGGCCAAAAACAUGACGUCAGACCCAAAGUCAAUCGGGGGGCUUUUUACAGGACAAUGAAUUUAUUUGUAAAUCAACUGAAGAUAUCAGAUAUUACAUACUACCUGGUGUGGACUUAUUACUUGAUAAAUGGUGUAUACUGUAUUGGGUUCAAACAAAAUGAAUUGUUUUAAAAUUUGAUCUCUGAUAAGACUUUGUAAAUAAAUGAACAUCAAAGUGAUUUUCAUCUCAAUCUGAAGGAAUAUUGUCAAAAUUUUGAAGUAUGUGAAAAUUCCUGCAUAUAACAAAGGUCUCUACCUAAAGGGUAGUAACAUAGAAUUCAGUCUAUUACUUUUUAAUAUAGAUUAACUGCUUACCAAGUCAACUCACUCUGAAGUUAAAAGGGAGUCUAGUGCCAGGUUAUGCCUUUGAUUUUUUUUGGGGAAAAAACAUUUUUACUGUGUUAAUUCUGAGACAAACAAGUCAUCUGGUACAUUACUUCAACAGCCUUAUUGUUUAUCUAUGAUAGCAGAUAUAUCUCUUUGUUCAACUAAUAUAAGUAAAGGUAUAUUUGUUUAGCUGAAACUAUUGUUCUAACGAGGCAGGUGUUCAGAAGAUUUGUCAAUACAUGUGUUCCUUUAUGGUAUGUUAGAUAUUGUUUAUGAUGUUACUUUUGUACAGAUCGAGGAAACUAGGGUCAAAUUUCUAGGUUAUUGUUACUUAAAGUUCAUUUAUAGUAAUCUGUUGUUGCUCACAUAUUUAAUUGCAUUUAUGUUUGUAUGAGUGCCACAUGUGAUAGCAAAAGCUAUAGAUAUUACUACAAAAAUGUAAAAAAGUAAGGAAAGAAAACACACGGUCAUAUUUACUCGUCAAAAUCCAAAUCUUCCGUUCUCACAGGAGGACAUCUGUUUAGCCUGCUGAAAAGGUCACAACACAACGUAUAUAUACAUACCAUUUUUGAUAUAAGAUGAAAGGACACCAACGACAGAACUCAGUAGCCUGUUUCUGAGUUUUUCUUCCUAACGUCUAUUCCUUUCGCCAGGUGUUGUUUCAGUGAUGAACAUAAGUGUUUGGAUAACCUUACGUCAGUAUAAUUGUAAAAUGACGAAGCAUCUCUAUCGACUUCAAAGGACGGAUUUUAUCCAAGUUUAAGGUGUAAUUUCUACACAAGAUACCAAUAAGAUUACAUGUACUAAACCAACUAAAUGUUAUGAUAUAUUCCAAGUGUGAAUAGAGGAUGAUAUUAUACAAAAAUAGAACCCUAACGUUUUCAAAUUACACUACAUCUUUUAAUGUGUGUGUUUUUUAUCCUUGAAAAAGAGCUUUGGCUCUCGGUUUUUUCUGACCCAAAAGGAUUUGUGAUUUGAUUUCUGAAAAUGCUCUGAAUGUACUGGGUUAGAUUUUUGAAUUACUAAAUCAGUUUCAUAGAAAUAGCGUUAAUUGUUUACAUGAUAGUACAAUAUUUUAGUUAUUUAUUUUGGUUACAUAGUACCGAAAGUUUAGAUAUGUAGGUUUAAAUUUUUGAUAUCAGUCAAAUAAAUAUUAGCAUAAUUUUCCUUGACAUUACAAAGGCAGAAGUCAAAGGUAUUUUCAGAAAAUGAUUACCUGUAUAAUACAUCAUCAUAUUUGUCCAAUAGUAUGCUGUGAUGAAUGGCUCUCAAAUGAUGUAAAUUCUCUUUGUAUAAUGACCAAGGUAAGUAGUUUUAGGAAGGGGUCUAUUUAAGUGAACUUUGUCAAAAAAUCCGACCGAUGACCAAUACGAGAUUAUUGGGCUUUUUGUUGCGAGUUUUAUGAUAGAGAGGUACAAUGGAGGAUUAUCUUGAAAUUUUCAUCAAUUUUCAGCUUUAAAAAUUGAAAAAAAUAUCAAUAUUUGUUAUACUUGUUAGAUAAUUUUAUAUAUGUGGAUAGAAAUUAACCUGCAUACUGCUUACUAACUGAAUUAAAGAUCUACAUGUUUAUAUAUCCGCUGUUAAAGAUUUGCCGGACUCCUAUAGACUAUUGUUGGUGUUAUGAAACUGUUGCAUUUAUCAGAUAAUUAAGCAAAAAAGCAGUAGAGUUAACAUGUGAUGACUCAACUAUCUUGAUAAUUCACACUAACCUGACCAAAUUUACGAAGUGAAAAAUAUGCUACAAAUUGCUUUGUAGUUUGUAACCUUUAAAAAAACUCUUUGGGAGAUAUUUAAUAACUUCAUCUCAAUUAUCCACAUGUCAAAUUUGAUAUGUUGUUACAUCUUAAAGCUGUACUGAUGAUAGUGGCAGGCCUUCAAAUUGCUGUUCGAAUUUUUAGCGGAGGAGGCGGUAGUAAAAAGCAACUAGUUAAACAAGGGAGAUAACACAACACGUUUUAGCAAGGGAGGUAACCCCUGACUGCAAUGUGUACCCUGUUAUAUUUUUUCAGUGUAUCAACAAACAAUGGCUUGUGUGUUUCUGAUAUUCACUAUUUAUCUAAUGUCCAUGGUCAUCAUACGUCCAGUUGGCAUUGUCCUCAUAUUUGAAGUAAACUUUCACAUAGAAAAAUGUGGAGUUUCUUUCAGAUUUGAAAAAAAUUGGAACAGGAUGUACAACUGUAUGUCAUUGGUAUCAUUAUAGUUUACCUACUGUGUGCAUAUAAUAUAUAUUUAUAAUCUAAAUGUAUUAAAACAACUGAAAAUAUUACUGG